This is a messenger RNA of Puntigrus tetrazona (Sumatra barb), 2055 nucleotides long. RefSeq names its product solute carrier family 18 member 3b (gene slc18a3b). Gene Ontology annotation, molecular function: xenobiotic transmembrane transporter activity; acetylcholine transmembrane transporter activity. NCBI's taxonomy places the organism in Eukaryota, Metazoa, Chordata, Actinopteri, Cypriniformes, Cyprinidae. Gene Ontology annotation, biological process: transmembrane transport; xenobiotic transport; chemical synaptic transmission. The record is from RefSeq and is a predicted model, not a curated record. Gene Ontology annotation, cellular component: membrane; AP-1 adaptor complex; AP-2 adaptor complex. The coding region runs from base 379 to 1902 and encodes 507 amino acids. The transcript has a single exon.
CGUAUUUUUUGUAAUGUGUGAUCAAGACACUGAUUGGUCAGUCAGAGAACUAUCAGACGGAAGCAGCUGAUGAGGAGCGAAAUCAGGAGGAAACCCACCGCGGACCAGAGCUUGUGCCCACAGCGAGUCUGCUGCUUCCGAUGUGAACGACCGCUGCGCGCACCUGAGAGCGCGUAACAUGAACGGAAAUGGAAAGAAACUCAGCAGAAGUGGAAAUGCAGAAAGCGCAGAGAGAAGAGUAGCGCGUCACCUGUCAGACGCGCCGGACACCGGGGAAGUUCGUGCGUAAAAGCCAGACGCGUCGCUGCGCAGGAGAGGAAUGAAAGUGCGCUCUGAAGCACUGAAGCUCUCUUGAGGUGAACGGGCUUCGAGACAGUCAUGGAGUCUGAAGGCUCUGCCGGUUUGGCCAAAUCCGCCGCCCUAAAGUUGUCCGAAAUGGGCGAAAGAACUAAACAGCUCGGCAGCGCGAUGCAAGACCCCAACCGACAGAGAAAGCUCAUUCUGGUCAUCGUCUGCGUCGCGCUUCUGCUGGACAACAUGCUCUACAUGGUGAUCGUCCCCAUCAUCCCCGACUAUCUCGCGGAUCUGGAGACAGAGCAGGCGGCGCGCGCUCACGACAACUCCUCCGUGAGCAGAGCGAACCGGGACAAUCUGGACAUUCAGAUCGGGGUGCUGUUCGCCUCCAAAGCCAUUCUGCAGCUCAUGGUCAACCCGUUGUCCGGCACCUUUAUCGACCGCGUGGGGUACGACAUCCCGCUGCUGAUCGGGCUGCUGGUCAUGUUCGUCUCCACCUGCAUUUUCGCGUUCGCGGAUAACUACGGGACGCUGUUCGCGGCGCGCAGCCUGCAGGGUCUGGGCUCGGCGUUCGCGGACACCUCCGGGAUCGCGAUGAUCGCGGACAGAUACACGGAGGAAGCGGAGCGCAGUCGCGCGCUGGGCGUCGCGCUCGCCUUCAUCUCGUUCGGGAGCCUCGUGGCGCCUCCGUUCGGCGGAGUCCUGUACGAGUUCGCGGGGAAACGCGUGCCGUUCAUAGUUCUGGCCUUCGUGUGCCUGGUGGACGGCGCGCUGCUCCUCACCGUGAUCAGACCGUUCUCCAACUGCACGCGCGCGAACAUGCCGGUCGGGACGCCCAUCUACCGGCUCAUGAUGGACCCGUACAUCGCCGUUGUGGCGGGCGCGCUGACUGUCUGCAACAUCCCGCUGGCCUUCCUGGAGCCCACCAUCUCCAGCUGGAUGGAGAGCACGAUGAACGCCUCGAAGUGGGAGAUGGGUCUGAUCUGGCUGCCCGCCUUCUUCCCGCACGUGCUCGGGGUUUACGUCACCGUCCGGUUGGCCGCCAAGUACCCGGAGCUGCAGUGGUUUUACGGCGCGCUCGGGAUGGUGAUCAUCGGGGCCAGCUCCUGCACGGUGCCCGCCUGCAGGACCCCCGGGCAGCUGAUGUUCCCGCUGUGCGGCGUCUGCUUUGGCAUCGCGCUGGUGGACACGGCUCUGCUGCCCACGCUGGCCUUCCUGGUGGACGUGCGUCACGUGUCCGUCUACGGCAGCGUCUAUGCCAUCGCGGACAUCUCGUACUCUCUGGCCUACGCUUUGGGGCCCGUCGUGGCAGGGCAGAUCGUGCACAACCUGGGCUUCGUUCAGCUGAACCUGGGCAUGGGUCUGGUGAACGUGCUUUACGCGCCGGCGCUGCUGCUGCUCCGCUGCGUGUGCCAGAUGAAAAAGUCCUGCUCCGAGAGGAACGUGUUGCUGGAGGAAGAACCCAAAGGACUCUACGACUCCAUCCGCAUGCAGGAGCGCAGACUCCGGAGGAAGGGCUUGUGCACCACCACCGUGGACGAGAACGGGCUCUUCGAGACACCCCGGUCUCUCUCGGAGGAGGAAUCGUCGGGACCCGAGUUCAUUUAAUACAGAGAUCACAUCGCAAACAUUCUCCUCUGAUGUGCAAUAUUUAGUCCCUUUUAAGAUUUAGAUAGAAACGGGCUCUCCUGUAGUGUGUAGAAGAUGUGAGUAGAUGUAACUGCACAAAACCCAAAUAAAACCAAUGGUCAUAUUUCCAUA